GGCAAUGUUUUGGACGCACUUUUCGUGUGGAUCCCACAAGCUGGAUUAUUGAUGGGCUCAGCCUUUUCCUUGUCCUUUUUAAUAUUUAUGUUUAUCCUGUCUCUUUUAAGUAAGAGUCAGGUAUCAAUAACCAGCAAUCAAAAAUCGAUAAUUGUGAUUAGGUUUGGAUAAGUAAUUAGCUACGACACUCAUGUAAAGUCGAGUGCACAAAAUUGGUCAAACGCAAUGGAAAAACAAUCAAGGCAAUAUCAAUUUUGAAAGAUCGUAAUAAUUUGCUUUCCGGGCAAAAUUUCCCCUUGGCUAUAAUGUUUAAAACUUAUCCUCACUGCUUUGCCAUGUCUAAUUCAUAAACAAAGCCAAUUUUGUCUUUUUGUGCAUCUGUCAAGAACAAUUUGAAGUACGUUCACACACCAUCACAAAAUGAAUUCCAUUUCGUAACAAGUGCAUCGGAAAACAUUCAAUCAUAUCGUCAGCUCCAAGCAAGUUUUGGGUUUUCACGUACAAUGACGUGAUUCCAUUUGUUUCCAGAUUGAUCUCAAGAUCGUUUGAUUAAACCACUAUUGAAAGGCAGGCCACGGAGAAAAGAGGGAGAGAAAAAGGGCAGGGAACGCAAUCUUCGUCUUGACUGUAUCUCCGUCCUUACAUCUCAGUCUCACACCCAAACUGAUGAUGGACCAUUUUCUUUCGAGCUCGGUUCCCUUUCGUUUUCUAGUGCUGCAGGGUGGCUAGUGCGGUGACUGAGCUUUAAGGCACAGAAGGCACAGGGGGGAAAGAACGGGAACACUAUACACCAACCGCUCACUCACUCACUGACUCACGCACGUUAGAAGGCCGCCGUGUCGGUGGCACUCAUGGUUGUCAGUCCCUCUCGAACUUGCCCUUCUAUGUCCCACAAUAUCAGCUGGGCUCUCUUCAUUUCUUGACUGGCAAGGAGGGGGGGAUCUCCCACACACUCGCUCUGUUCCUUUUUUUUCCUCUCUGAGAGGAUGGCUCUAUGAACCAGUCAAGGCACUGAAGCGUUUGGUUGGGCACCACAAGGGAACAUGAAGGGGAACAAGUGCCUUUCCUCCCCGCCCUCAAUUUUGGGCGUGUAUCAUGACCGUCGUCAUUGAAGUCGAGAGGCGGCGGCAGUCGGGAUAACAGGGGCAAAUUCAGCCUUUCCAAGCAACCAAAGGCUAAAGGCUUUGGCUACAUUUUGGGAUGGAGGGGCGAAUCAACAGCAGAACAUAAUAUGAGACCCGCUGGCGAGUAGUAGAUCUUGGGAGUGUGGUCCUAAUGGAGCCUGAGCAUGUGUGGAUGUUUUGAACUCUCAAAGGCCCGUUUCAAACAUGUGGAAUUCUUGAGUGAUAUCUAAGUGACCAUAUCAAGAUGCAUCUGCAUUGGGAGCGUUCCACCAAUACGGCUGGGGAUUGCAAUAUCCGGUCUAUGUCUUGGAUGGGUCGGGUGCCCGAUGAAAUACCGCAGGACGAGGGUUGGAAGCUCAACAGAGUCAAUUAUUACCAAGAAGGCUGGUUGAGCACGGCCAAUCUAAGGGGAGUGGUGGGCGUGACUUACACUACAUCGCAUUGUGGUCUCUUGGGAACUGUGGAUGAAGAUGAAAAAGGUGUGGAACCACCUCAAAGAACAAAUUACAAUCUCCGAGGUCAUCUUUUUGAGGUGACCUUUGUGUGUUGGAACGAGCCUUAUCAGAAGCUCGCCACAUGCGACACGUCCGGCGUGAUUUUUGUGUGGAUCAAAUACGAGGGGCGUUGGUCCAUCGAGCUCAUUAACGACAGACACACACCCGUGAUUUGUUUCAGUUGGUCGCAUGAUGGCAGGAUGGCCCUCAUCUGUUAUCAGGAUGGCUUUGUAUUGGUUGGCUCGGUGGCUGGACAACGAUAUUGGUCCACGAUUCUUCCGAUUGAAACCCAACAAGUGACCAGUGGAACGUGGACCCCGGAUGAUCAAUUCGUGUACAUGGGAACCUCGCAAGGUGAGAUCUUGGUAAUGGAUCUGACUGGGAACAUGGUGAAUCGAGUGGUUCAAAAAGUGGGUGUUCCUAUCGUGGAACUUGCUUGGAAUUGCGAGCGAUUCAACAUGGAGGAACAGAACGAGACCGCAACACAUCCCAAGGGAAAACGACCAGACGGAAGCUCCCAUCUCCUCGCUGUUUGCCAUAAAGAUGGAGAGAUCCAUUUGAUCCACAGCUACGAUGAUAUCAUCCCACAGGUGUUUAACUGCGGAUUCCAAGAAUAUUUGGUCGAUUGGACCAACAGCGGAGAGAUUCUAGCAGUGACCGGCAAAGAACGAGAACUCACCUGCAAAGCUGAUCAUUCGUUCACAUACAUUAACUCCGUUCUCUUUUACAACGACCGGGGAGCCCUUAUCUACAAGGUCCAAGUGCCCUCGGAUAAGUCUCCAGUGACGGCCAUGACCUGGGGCCAUAACGACAAACGACUAUUUGUGGCCACCGGCAAUCAGAUCCACGUGGCUUGGGUCUCCCAUCACAUUGCCUCACUUCAACUCUUGAGCCGACUGAAGGUUCAAAGAACCUUGGCUAAUGCAGAUCAGGUCCAGCUUUUGCCGCUCCCUUGCCGCAUUCAAAACCUUAUCGGCCUUUUAUUCACUUGUACAAUCAGGUCCAGUGUUCCAAACCCUCAAAAUCUUCGGGAUUUUGCAAUCCGACCACAUCCCGAAAAUGUGCGAUUGUAUUGCACGAUGGUUCGUCAUGGAGGCGACGAGAAUGUGGGAAGUUCCUAUACGCUGUAUCUGGAACAUCUUGGAGGGUUCCUACCUUUGCUCAAGGGAAAGAAAGUCAGUAAGCUGCGGCCUGACUUCGUUAUUUAUGAUCCCGCCAUGUCAGAGGAAAAUGCCCAAGUAUGGACGUACAUGCCUGCCAACCAUUUCACUCGACGAGGAAUUUCAUUAUCCGAUCCCAAUGAGGUGGAAUUUGACGGGGAUGCCUUGUCAUUGCGAGGACAAAGCUCUGCCGUGGGAAGUGGAGCUGCGAGACUUGGUAAUAAUCAGGGAAGUCCAAGAAAUAGACGAAGGCAGCAACGAAGAUUGCCCCAAGGCUCCUCCGUUCAAAGCCGACGAAGAACGGGAAGUUCCGAGCGGAACAGUUUGAUCGAGAAUACUGAAUGUGUGAACCUGUUGCCCGAGGACGAGAGGCUGGCUGAGGUCACGUCUAAUUUCUGGGGUACUAAGUUCCAAAUUACCUCGGGCAAUUUCCAUCUGCUCCCUUUGUCCUUGGGCGAAGUGACUUAUAAAGCCAGCUUAUUGCAUCUCCAACCAAGACAGAUGAGAUUAGAGAUCAUAGACCUACUGGACGACCACCGGGAUCCCUUCGGAUCGGCGUUCAAUCUCGAUGACGACGAGAAUGAAGAGUCCGAUCUGGAAGACAGCGAAUUUGACCAAGGUGUAGUGAUGAAAGACGAUAUUCUCAGAGCUGUCAAGGCAAACGCUAACAAGAGCUCGGAGAGCUCGACCCACGAUCUUGAUUCAGACUCCACUGGUCUUUCCAAUAUGAAUAUUGCUCCAAUUGCCCCUCUUCCAACUCGGCUCUCGUUUUGCCUAACACCAAGGAACAUGAGUGCCGCAGCAACCCCUUGUGCCAAUAAUGAGUCCACCAUUUGCGAGGCAAUUCUCAAGGAAGAGACUGACGAUCACACCCAACCCAUCAAGGUGCAGAGAAACGUAACCAAUCGUAAACUACGAAAGAGCCCAGUGAAGACUGUUGUGGGCCAAGUUCUUGCCAAAGUGGAAGGCAUUCCUUUGAGCCAGAGUGAUGCCAUCCUGGAGGACAUUCAUGACUCGAUGGAACCCGUUCCUUCUACUUCCAACGCAACUGGUCAAGCCAUGUCGAUGGCAUUGGGAAAUCUUGGUAGCCCGACAUCUUCACCCUCGAAAAGGCUACUUCGAAUGUCUGUGAGCUGUGAUAAUUACUUGAGUGAGGCCAAGUUCGCUUUGAGUCGACGUGAUUCUGUGGGAUCUGGUAGUCCUCACUCUUCCAAAGGCUCACCUCGUCGGUGGGCUGCCAAAGCUGAUGAGAUUACGAGGGAGACCGACAUGGCCACUGUAGACCAGGUCAUGGCCAAGUCGUUGAAUUUGGCAGAUCUGACUCCGACAAACCCUUGGCAUAGCAAUUCAGCUAAUGAAUUGGAUAUGAUUGUAGACUUACUAGGCGUUCCAAGUGAUCUCCUAGGCCAUCAAGAUCUUAGUAAGAGGUUAAUCUUGCUUGGGGACAAGAAACCCAAGUCCAAGGUCAGCCUCGACAAGAUUGGCAAAAGUGCAAGUUGUGAUGAUGAAGAAUACCCCAAGGUGACCAUUGUCAACGGUCAAAAAGUUGUAAGAAGACGUAGGAAGAAGAGAUUGGCAUCGGAGGCAGAUAAGAAGAGGAUCGAGGUCAAGCGUCAAAGCAUAUACGCCAAGAAUUGCAGGGGUCGGAGUGAGACCAAAUCUUGUCAGAACUGCGAUGCCAUCGCGAUGGCGAUUAACGAUGCUGAUCUAAACAAAGAGAUCUUUGACGUACCUUCCAAAACUAAGGCCAACUUACUGGAUUCUUCCGACACCGAGGAUAAUAUUCAAGUCCAAGUUGAGGAUCCCGUCGUGCUUCCCAAGGCGGAUUUCUCAGAGAAGGCUGCCCACAAUGGUGCUUCCUUGGGUUUGGAACAAAUCAAGGAGAACAUCCCGAGUGCCAGACAGUCCAGAGAACCAAGAAGAUUUGACGGGGUCAGGAAUAUCUUGGAAAAAGCUCGAGGCAUAUUGCUUGCAUCUUCAAGAUUUCGAAGCCGAUCCAAAUCCAAAGAAUCCCCUCAAGAAACCUCGACCACUAGGCGAGAUUCCUCUGUGGACAUAACGUUGCAUUUGAGCGAAGACCCUCCCAAGACGACGACCAAGUCCAAGAGAUUUAGAACGUCUAAUCUCUGGUCAAGAGGCUUAAGUCGAGGCCGUGAAGACGAACAAGUAGCUACCGUUGUUCAAAACGGAACUCAAAGCAGUCCCAAUACUCCUUUACAGAUGAGGAAAGCUAGGAACAGAUCGUUUUCGCCUGUCAGAGCCCUUUUGAAUUCCCCAUUGCUCCGACGGAAAAAGAUUCCCCACCCUCAAACUGAUUCCUCUGAGGAGGAUCUUGUUGAUUGUGCAGGACCGCGAAGUUCGCAUCAAAACCAACCUCCCGAGUGUGCCAACAAUGGGGAAGAAUUCCGUAAUCUGGAGACGUUCCAGAAGCAAAAAUUGAAGGAUAAGUUGAAGCGAAUUAACCAGCCAGAACCACCCGGAUCCAUUCGUCCUAGUCGCAAGAAUUCCACGUCCAAUCUCAAUCCGACGCCAAGUUCAACGCCACAAUUUCUCAGUCCAUUUUUGUCCCGCCGUGGAUUGGCCUUGCGGUCGCCCAAUCUUUCCCUGUCCUCCCGUCGAGAUUAUUUGCGCAACUUGAGCGCCCCACCCCCCGUGAAAGUGAGAAAGCGUCGAAAGCUCGUGUUGCGGAACAAAUCUCCCAUGUGGAACGAUACCAGUCAAGUUUACCAAUUGGAUUUUGGAGGCCGAGUCACCCUGGAGUCCGCCAAAAAUUUCCAGAUUGAAUACAAAGACACGCAGGUGAUGCAAUUCGGAAGGAUCGACACGAAUGCUUACACAUUGGAUUUCCAGUAUCCAUUCACUGCAAUUCAGGCCUUUGGCGUGGCCUUAGCCAAUGUCACACAACGAUUGAAAUAGCCAAUGAGGAGAUCUCGCCCACCCAUUGCGUCCUGCAAACAUGUCCAUUCUUUAUUUCAUUCUUGAUUCUUCAUGUUAUGGCUUUGUUCGUAUCAACUGGCCAUUGAUACUGUGGUUGUAUGCGUCUUGCUUGGCGCAGGUCCGUUAUGAACACUUCAUAGUCACAGCCAGGUCUGUUGGUUUGGAUCCGGAUGAAAUAUUAGUGCAGUUGUUUUUUAGACUUGCAUCAAGUAUUAUAGCACUAUUAGCUAUCAAUAAGAAAUUGAAUUGAGUGUUGACUCUUCGGAUGCCGAAGUGGUCCGGCGAGCAACGCGUUAAUGCAGGACGAUUUUACCGAUUUUACGCUCAUCCUUUUAUAGAAAAAACACCUCCACUCUCUUGUUGCUUUAAAAGUCCUAACAACGAAGGCGUCAACCUAGAGUCCGAGAUUCAUUCAGCUUGUUUCUAAAUCUUGUGAACUGUUGCUUUUCAUUGUUGUGAAGACGUCAAGCCAUCCUCAAAUACAUGUUGGAUUCAAUGAUCUUUA
This is a messenger RNA of Tigriopus californicus, 6220 nucleotides long. It is a transcript of the gene Tusp, whose product is annotated as tubby-related protein 4-like. The record is from RefSeq and is a predicted model, not a curated record. Gene Ontology annotation, molecular function: protein binding. The coding region runs from base 1369 to 5694 and encodes 1441 amino acids. NCBI's taxonomy places the organism in Eukaryota, Metazoa, Arthropoda, Copepoda, Harpacticoida, Harpacticidae. The transcript is spliced from 14 exons.